UUUAUUGAUAUUUUUGCAGAACAAAGUGAGUGUUGAUUUAAGAAUACUAAUUUUUUUAAUCCCCUGUAUUCUUUAGCUGUAUAGUUGAAAGACUUUGUCAAGUUUACUUGCUAAUUCUCAAAUUGUCACUAAGCACAAUGAGUGAUUCAGAGACAAGUGUGUCCAGUAGGAGUCCUUCACCAGCAAAGCAUAAUAAACAGAGCUCAAGAUCUCAUCCUCAUCUUCAGUCACGAGCUCCUAGGAGGGAUCAGUCCAGGGACCGUGACUCUGAUGCUUCAUCUUGUGCAUCAAGUGGAGAGCGGAGACAUGGAGCUCACGAGUCUAGAGGUCAUAGGAAGAAACUGUCGAAGGAUGUUAAUCAUGAUCAUGGCAGACAUGAGUCCGGGAAACAUUCUAAACACGAGCACAGUGAAGACAGGCUUUCUUAUGACAAAGAAAGAAGAAACAGAAGAAUGCAUGGAAAGGAAAAAAAUGACAGUGUUAAUGAAAAGAGAAGAUAUUCCAGGUCAAAUUCUGCUAGUGAAUCCGAAGAUACAUCGCCAUCUCUUAGAAGGCAAAUUUCUAGAGACAGGGAUAGAUUUAGAAAUUCACACCAUGACAACAAUAAGGAUACCAGAGAACAAAGAAGAUCUAGAUCUGGAUUGAAAUCUCCAAAGUCACACUCUAGAAAUCAGAGAUCAACUUCUAGAGAUUCAAGAGAAGAAUCAGCUGAUGAUAGGAAAAAAGAUUCUCGGUCACAUAAAAAAGUGCAAUCUCACUCCAAGGAUAGAAAGAAAACUGGAUCCAAGCCCAGAGAUUCUUCUGAAUCAGAACUCUCGGAAACAACUGCAGAAAAACAUAGCAGAGAUCAUCGACAUAGUAAAAAGUCUAAGCGGGCUCGAUCUGAGUCUUCAAAGUCCAAGUCUCCAAGCCACUUUCAUAAAAAGAAGAAGAAGAAAAAAAGGUCUCGAUCUGAAUCAUCAGCGUCUAGAUCUCCCAGCCGUUCCGUGCACAAGAAAAAACUUUCCAAGCAAGCAAGGGCCGGCAGCUCCUCAGAGCCUGAGACGCAACAGGAAGUGAAGAAGAAGGCAGACAAGCCCACAACUGCAGCGGAGCAACUGAAGGGAUUACUUGGAGAUGGCCCUACCAAAAGGCUGGGGUCACCACCUUCACCUGACGGGCGCUGGGGCCACAGCAAAUACCACGAGCAGCUGCGGCAGCAGUACUACGGUUCGUCCUCGAGCAAAGACGGUCUCCUUCCCACCCCCCACAGCGGGGGCUCCGCACCCUCUUCCCACCACCGCCACCCCGACCCUCCCUCAGAGCCCCGCCACCACCACCACCACCGCCACCAUGGCAGGUCACAUGACCGGAGCACCCGACACAAACCCUUCAGGGACCAGUUUGAGGAGAUGCUGGAGCAGCGCCGGAGCUGCAGGAGGGACAUCGCCAGGGACGGAGUGCCUCUAGUGUGGGGGCAACCGCCUCUUGAGUGCCCUGAUUCAGACGAGCACAGCGAGCAUGAGGGGGCGGAGGCCCCCAGCGCCCCCCUGCCCCCCACCAAGCACAAGACCAAGUCUAAGAAAGAGAAGAAGAAGCGCAAGAAGAAAGAGAAGAAGAAGCUACGCAAGCAGAAGCGCAAGCUCAAGAAGCUCAAGGCGGCGCUCAAACUCCAAGGAGGCAGCGUUAAAAUCAAGGAUAUCUCCUCCGACUCAAGCUCCGACUCUGAGUCCGACUCCGACUCAUCCGACUCCGAGGAGUCAACCACGUGGAUUGAGCGAACAAAAGGCGCUGACGGGGAGAUGGUCGAAGAGGAGGUCAUCGGUCCCCUGCCCAAGCAGCAGGUUACCCUCACCAAGAAGGACUACGGCAAGGCGCUGUUGCCAGGUGAAGGCGCCGCCAUGGCGGCAUUUGUGGCGGAGGGCAAGCGAAUCCCCCGACGUGGCGAGAUCGGUCUCACGUCCGACGAGAUCACGUCAUACGAGGACGAGGGCUACGUCAUGUCAGGGUCGCGGCACCGGCGCAUGGAGGCGGUGCGGCUGCGUAAGGAGAACCAGAUCUACAGCGCCGACGAGAAGCGCGCGCUGGCGCUCUUCUCGCGCGAGGAGCGAGCCAAGAGGGAGAGCAAGAUACUGACGCAGUUCAGGGAUAUAGUGACGCAUAAGAUUAAUAAGAGGGGCAACUAG
Hyalella azteca is the source of this 2165-nucleotide messenger RNA. RefSeq names its product NKAP family protein CG6066. The coding region runs from base 138 to 2165 and encodes 675 amino acids. The record is from RefSeq and is a predicted model, not a curated record. Lineage: Eukaryota; Metazoa; Arthropoda; Malacostraca; Amphipoda; Hyalellidae. Gene Ontology annotation, cellular component: nucleus. The transcript has 9 exons. Gene Ontology annotation, molecular function: chromatin binding. Gene Ontology annotation, biological process: regulation of gene expression.